Molecule: messenger RNA, 2535 nt
Organism: Volvox carteri f. nagariensis
Lineage: Eukaryota; Viridiplantae; Chlorophyta; Chlorophyceae; Chlamydomonadales; Volvocaceae
Exons: 9
Coding region: 1-2535 (844 amino acids)
Source: RefSeq, a predicted model, not a curated record
AUGGACAUCCCAGCAAGGGAUGCUGAACGCCUGCUCCAAGCUGCGGAGAUAUACUGCCGAUGGCCUACAGGAAAGCCCUUGCGUCUGCAGGGCCUAGGCAAUGAGCUGUGCACAGCGACCCUUUUAGGCGGCGUUGAGUUUGACAUGGGCGGCAUCUUCGUCGCCUGCGAGUGCGGAAGCUGCGCGACAAAACCAGCGUUGGUCGAAAACAAUGCCAUGGAAGAGAAAAGUCGCAUCAUGUCAGUGUUGGAAUUCGCCAUCCACUGCGGCGUCGUCGACCUCGUCGAACAACGACUGUACGGCAGCGAAAAUGAAUUGUACGACGACGAGGCCGCCGUACAAGCUGCUGCCAGUCGCAUGCUGACGGACCUGCUGUUCGUACUGGAGGUCCCACGUGAUUGUACGGCCGGCAACGAGGAAUACAUCGAGGAUAUGGGCGUCCGCCGAGGCGGCCGGAGGAGCCGCAUUGGUGGGGCGCCGGCCCUCCCCGUAUGUGAGGAUCACGUGAUGAACUCGUGCCUUUCCCAGAAAGAGUCAGCAGGAGCAGCAGACACAGCGGCAGCAGAUGUAGCAGCGGCAGGCGCCCUGGCGGCACAGGGCGGCGCAGGCGUGUCGGUGGGGCCCCUUGCGGGUGUUCCUGGUGACGGCGGCUGCGGCAGGCGCGGCGGCUGGGAUGGAGGCUUAUUUACCGGCAGGCUGGUCGGGUACGACGCGGAGACAGGAGCCCACCGCAUCCGGUUUGAUCCUGGCCUGCCCCUGGAGCUAUGGAGGGGCAACGAAGGAGAAGAGGAGGAGGAAGGAGAAAAAGAAGGAGAACCUGAAGGCGGCAGCGGCGGGGCCCAGGGGAAGCACGAGGGCGAGACGGCGGUAGAGGGUUGGAUCCACGUGGCCGUGUGUCACGUCGUCCUGGAUCCGGAUUCGCAGGAUUCAAAAAGGACGGCGGACGUAGGCGCGGACGAAUCGUCUGCAGCGCGGACGACGCCGAGGGCGAUAGCGGCCUUGGAUCGACGCGGCUUCCGGGGCCCUUUCCGCGGGUGUGUGGAGGUGGCGCCAAGUCACUGGGAUCCCACCCGCCUGGAUCCGUUGCUACGCCGCCACCUGCUGAAGACGACGGCUAGCCCCGAUGCAGCCGCCGCCACCGCCGGCACCCCGCCGCAGCAGCUGCCACCCGAGGCUCCGGUGAGUGACUUCCCUGCCGCCACCGCCGCCGCCGCGGGGGCAACAGCAGCAGCAUUAGUUGGUGGUGCGGUGGAAUCCGCAGCUGCAGCGGCGGCCGCAGCUAGGGGUGAUGGAAGGGAGGCCGAUUUGGGCUGCGGGGUGUCAGAUGCGGUGGCGGUGACGGCGGAGAUGGAGGCCUUGACGGUUACGGAGGUUGGCGUGGAGGCAGCAGGUGCAAGCGUGUUGGCUUCGGCGCCCGCUUAUGUGAAUCCCAGCGCGACGAUGGUGAUCAAAGGCCACACAGAGACGCGGGCAGACGCACACGACAGCGGCGGCGAUGGAGGGUCCGCAGCCCUGGGCGCGGCCUCCAUGCAAACCCCGUGCCCAACGGAGGCGGGCUCUUCUAUUGCGACCGCCACCGCCACCGCCGCGAUGACCCCGGCAGGAGCGGCUGCUGCUGGAAGCCCCGUGGAAGCCAUGGAAGCGGAUGCUGGCAGGACCGCGGAAGAGGAGCAGAUAGACGCGGACGUGGAGGUGUGCGAGGCAAUGGAUAUGGACGUGGCUGCAGCGGGGAAUGCAGUUGCCGAUGGCGCGGGCGUGAGCAGGCAGCUUGUGGCGCUGGAGCAGCAACACCACCAUGAGGAUGAACAUCAACAGGGGCAGAAGGGGACGGCAUGUGGAUCGGGAAUACAGCGCCUGGUUGGCGGCGGCAGCGUUGGAGAUGGCUCAGGAGGGGGAGGAGGAGGAGGGCCACCGGAGGCAGCAGCGACGACGGAGCUGGGUGCUGCGGCAGGAUCAGCUCCAACAGCGCGGGCGGAGGUCCCACGGCCAACAGCGGCGGUCGCAACGCCGGCAGCGGAAACAGGAGCAGCACCAAUGCCAUUGGAAGCAGGGCCCGCUGGCGGGCAGGCACCCAGGCAUCCAACCAGGGUGACGGAAGCGUCCGGCCGCGACGUGGUGACGGUGACAGAGGCGGUAGAGGCGGCAGAUGCGGGGACGGGGCCAAUCCAGGCGGCGACGGACGCGGUGGCAGCGGACGAGGGGGACGUUCUCACAGAGAUGGAGCUUUACUCCCUUUUGGGGCAGCAGCGGCAAACGCAGCAACAUGAUGGGGGGAAGGACACGGAGGGGGUGGCGGCACCAGCCAGCUACCCUGAGGCGGCUGCGGCGGCGGCGGCGGAGGAGGAGAAGGAGGCCUUGGCGCUGUGUGCAGCUAUUGUGGAGCUGGAUACGGUGGCGCUGCGGCUGCGGCUGAUGCCUGCCGCGCGGGCGAAGCUGCUGCUGAGCGUGUGGACUAUGACGUCCUGGCAGGUGCGCUACGUAGCGGAGGUGCUAGUGGCGCGGGAGCAGGGGGGGCGUUGCCAGCGGCGCGGGUAG